CUGGCUCGGGUCACGUGAUGCACAGCGGUGCGGAAAAGCAGCAGGACGAAGAUGGCUGAAUCGACGAACUUUAGUAAAGCAUCAGUGGUGACUUUUAUAUUGUUUUUCGCCGCCUGUGUGGCUUCAGGGAGCAGCACGGCUCAGGUGCCACUUCUUAUGUGGUCUAGCAAAAGUUUGCCACCUCUGGCCUCUCCACUGGCUGGACACAUAACAUCCAUGGAGGAACUGGCUGCCUACCUCACCCCUGCCUUUAGCUCCGGCCCCCAAACUGUGCUCAUGUUCCUGCAGGACAAGUUAAGCAAAGAUGACUUCACCCUGUUUGGUGGAGUGUUUGGAAACAAGCAGGAAAGUGCCUUUAGGAACCUUGAGGCGGCACUCCAGUCCUCUUCCUCGUCAAUGACCUUUCCUGCAUUGGAGUGGACCGGAGAGUCUGCCAUUCCCAGUCUGGUGCAGGAGAAGCUUGGUGCUUCCCCCCUGCUUGUAGAUGCAGACACUCUGUCUCACCUGAGCCUCAACACAUCUGUUAGCAAUUUACUGCUCAUCAAUCUGCCUUAUUGUAGCGGCUCACUCAAGUCUUGCAAGGAGGUCCUCUCUGGCAAUGAUGAGGUCAUGGGAAAGGUUCUGAGUUUCCUGAAGGCCAAAGAUGUUUCAUACACUGCAAUAUACACAGGGCUCCAGCCAUCCCAAGUGAUUUCAAGGUCAUCUUUGUUAAACCAGCAAGUGGGCCGGACCUUGUUACAAGCCCCUGGAGCUGUUGUUAGGCCGCCUAUAAUAUAUAAUGUGUCAGGGGGUCCCUGCAUUAUGCUGUGGGCUCAGAGUCUCUUAAUCAGCCUUAAAAGUUCUUCAGAGUGGAUUGAUCUUGCUGCGCAAAGUCCAACAUUAUCAGGAUCCAUGUGUAACAGCACCAAUUCGAUGCUUGUGCUUAACUUUGUGAAUUACACUCUGAGUUUUGCAAUGAGUCAGCGGUUCUAUCCAGUUUCUGCUCGGAACUGGUUCACCCUGGACUCUGUGCAGUUGCAGGUGCAUCAAACUGGUCAAACUGGGUCUUUUAUUGGGAGUCGUGGGAUCUAUGCCCCCGCAGAGUAUUCCUUCCGCUGCCAGUCUGUCAGCAGCUUCCGAGAUGCCCUGCUGAUUCCAUCCAACCAAAACACAUCUCAGUGGAGGCUGAAUUUCAUUGACUUCCAGAUUCAGGGUUUUGGUUUGUCUAAUUCGACAAACUUCUCCUAUGCCAGCGACUGUGCAGGAUUCUUUACCGCUGGGAUUUGGAUGGGCCUCAUCACCUCACUGCUCAUGCUGCUAAUUUUUGUGUAUGGCUUGCAUAUGAUAAUGCAGCUAAACACUAUGGAUCGCUUUGAUGACCCCAAAGGUCCAGCGAUAUCAGUCCCUCAGUCAGAGUGAAGCAUUUAUUCAAAGAUGCACUUCAAUGUCUUUCAGUGCCUAAUGAAGCCAGAGGAGACUCUCUGCCAUAUUGCUUGUAUGUCUGGACCUGUAUGGAUGCUUUUCUUUGGUUCUCUUCAGCAACUUCCUGACAGAUGUUUUUAGAGGCUGUUGCUUUUUAUAAGCCACAUUCCUUUUUUUUUUUUCUCCACGUCUUACUGUCCCAAAAUUGAUGUGUUAUAUGAUUUGAUUUCAUGUGUAUGUGCUAAAAGAUUGUGCUUGGUACUACAUAUAUUUUGCAAAAAGCAGUUUGCACUCUUGCCAAAAUGCAUGUGGCCGCUGAAUGCUGUUGGACCACGACAGACCUCAGACCUUACACUUUAAUUAUUUCCCAAUAUAACUAACUUGAAAGCUACUGGUAAUGAAAAAAGUGCCUGUGUAAAAUAUAUUUUUUCACUUGUCAGGGUUCAGCCACACACGUUUAUCACUGUUAUGAGACAUUCUCUUAAACUGUAAUUUAUUUGUAUAAAAGAAUUUCUUUGUUUACUUUGCCUUCCAAGGCUAAGGGUUAACAGCUUAUUCAUAAAGAUCCUCAGCUGUACUGUAAAUUGUCUAAUUGCGAAUAAAGAGAAAUGGAUUUAACAAUGAUA
Molecule: messenger RNA, 2027 nt
Organism: Girardinichthys multiradiatus
Lineage: Eukaryota; Metazoa; Chordata; Actinopteri; Cyprinodontiformes; Goodeidae
Gene: atp6ap1b
Product: ATPase H+ transporting accessory protein 1b
Exons: 10
Coding region: 52-1398 (448 amino acids)
Cellular component (GO): proton-transporting V-type ATPase complex
Source: RefSeq, a predicted model, not a curated record